AUGGAGCUUUACCCUAGAGUACGUUACGUUGAUAUUGGGGACGAACCAAUGAUAGAUUUGGAGCCAAUAGAAGGUUACGCAAAUUUACCGCUGAUGUCACUGGAAAUGGCGGUUGAAUCCAUAUCAUCUAUGAUUGACAUAUUGCCAAGUGUUCGAAUAGCGAAGCAGACGUGUCAACAUAUUGGCGGUGAUUUAACAUUAGAUGAAUCCGCUGCUAUUCGUUUAUAUACAAUGAAUGGAAGUCUUUUCACACGCCUUAAUGACGUGUUACGUUCGAAAGUUAGGGCAGAAUUACUGUCUCCUUGGCUUCCUUAUUUAAAAUUACUUCUAACGGCAUUAUACAAACUACCAGCAGUUAAAAAGACAGUUUGGCGUGGGACCAGCUUGGAUUUAAGUACAAAGUAUAAACCAGGUGAUACUUGUGCAUGGCGAGGUUUCAGUAGCUGUACAGAAUCAGUUGCAGUAGCAGAUUUUUUCCUUGGUCAGUCAGGUUCUCGAACAUUGUUCUGUAUCGAAUGUCAAAAUGGUAGGCUAAUCACACAACAUUCACAAUUUGUAGAUGAAAACGAGAUUUUGUUACUGCCCGGCUUCUACUUUGAAGUGAGAGAUAGCACAGUUAGUGAUGGUUACCCUAUUAUUCACGUUCAAGAACGUACCCCGCCACAAAGACUUUUAGAAUCGCCAUUUUCGUCUAACGAGUCAGCAAAUUGCAAGCUGAAUAUUGAUGGCUACAUCUCGAUCAAGCAAAAUCAGCCCAUUUAUGGAACUGAUGGUGAGCAAUGUUGCAAUUUUUACGUGAUUAGUU
Didymodactylos carnosus is the source of this 805-nucleotide messenger RNA. Lineage: Eukaryota; Metazoa; Rotifera; Eurotatoria; Philodinida; Philodinidae. The record is from the annotation of a GenBank genome assembly.